AUGCCCGCCACCGUCGUCUCCACCCCGGUUCCCGCCGGCGUCGACCGCAACCAGGUCCUGGCCGCGAUGCACAACCACGACCUGAUGGUGAAGACGCUCUGCCCGGCCCUGAUCUCGUACAAUCUCGAGUCCGGCUCCGUCGGCGCGGGUCAGUCCGCCACCUACUCCGUCACCGACAAGAAGCCCAUCGGCCAGACGACCUACCAGCUCACCAUCACCAACCUCGAGGACGGCGUCGACACCCUCGUCAACGCCAAGCCCCCCGUCGGCACCCUCGUCAUCCAGGGCAAGUGGCGCGUCGUCAACGAGGGCGCCAACCUCGUCCUCCGCGAGGAGGUCGAGAUCGAGGCCAACAUGCUCAUGAAGAAGAUGGCCAAGGGCAACGUCGAGAAGACCCACCCCGAGCAGCACGCCGCCCUCCUCGUCCAGGCCGGCAAGGCAUAG
This is a messenger RNA of Colletotrichum karsti, 444 nucleotides long. RefSeq lists its product as uncharacterized. The transcript has a single exon. Bases 1 to 444 code for a protein of 147 amino acids. The record is from RefSeq and is a predicted model, not a curated record. NCBI's taxonomy places the organism in Eukaryota, Fungi, Ascomycota, Sordariomycetes, Glomerellales, Glomerellaceae.